UUUUCAAUUAAAUUUAAAUCACGGCAAAACGGUAUCGAAGUUUGAUAAUAAGUAUAAAAGAGUCAAACAUGAUAAUAUAAUAUACAGCACCCACCUUUAACAUUGGAAAUAAAUUCUUUACUUCGUUUAUUUUGACCAAAGAACACCAUAAAUUCAAAGUCAAACAUUUUUUAAGAAAUAUUUAUUAAUAAAUAAACAAUAGAAUUUUUAAGAAUACGAAAAACAUUAAGAGGACGCAAUGAAGACAGUGUCACGAAAUAAAGAUAUCGAUAUUGAAGAAAAUGUCGCUGAGCCAAUAGAAAACUUAAGACUCAAACUAAUUUACAAAAUUGUGUUCUUCGCCUUCGGCAUAUUGGCCACUCUUACUAUAUUAAUUUUGAUCCGGUUAUCAGACAACUUGGUUCUGGAGAAGAAGAGACAAGCUUUAAGACACUUCGAGGAGAUUGCUAGCCAUGUCAUUGAGCACCAAAACCACUCUGUAUGAAGAGACGUAAUAUAUAGGUAUAUCCAUGUCAGAUAAAUGCUGAGUUUAGUCCAUAUAUAAACAUAUAGAACGUUAAGGCUGCAUUCAAUUAAAACUUUUUAUAAUUACAUAUUUGAUAUUUCAAAUUAAGAUUUAAUUAUAUUUAUAUGAAAGUUUUUGAUAUAAAUGAGCUACCUGCAAUUUGUAGAGAAAGAGAGAGCUGUGACAGAGGUUAGUAAGCGCAGUAACUAAAUAAACGUUGUUGUCAAUAGUAUUGUUAAUA
Messenger RNA from Bactrocera oleae (olive fruit fly), 746 nucleotides. NCBI's taxonomy places the organism in Eukaryota, Metazoa, Arthropoda, Insecta, Diptera, Tephritidae. The record is from RefSeq and is a predicted model, not a curated record.